This is a messenger RNA of Phalaenopsis equestris, 756 nucleotides long. RefSeq lists its product as uncharacterized. Lineage: Eukaryota; Viridiplantae; Streptophyta; Magnoliopsida; Asparagales; Orchidaceae. The coding region runs from base 43 to 315 and encodes 90 amino acids. The transcript has 3 exons. The record is from RefSeq and is a predicted model, not a curated record.
UGUGUGAAAAUUAAAGUUUAGGUGUUUGAUAUGUAAAAACAUAUGAAUUACGUGGUAUUGCAAAUCUUCCUUCAAUUAUUGAAACUAUUAGCCGUCUGCUGCGCAGCACCAUUUCACCAGAUGGAGCAAUACUAUAGAUAUGGGCAUUUUGACAAUUGCUCUGAAAAAUGGAGUUCACUUUUUGACUGCCUGGCUCUUAAAACAAAAAGGCCAGAUGAAGUUGAGAAAAUACUGCAAGCUCGAGAGAAAUCGAAAUCACACAUAUGGACUUAUCGGACGGUGGAGGAAGCAUCAGAGAACUGGUGGCAAAAAUAAUGAGAUAUGUGUGAAUGAGUCUGAAUUUGGAGAAAUAUUUACAUCCAGACGUUAAAAUACAUCCGGAGUUUAAUGGUGGGGUGCACGCCAGCCAGGGUCAGUGUUAAAAUUUCUGGGGCUCGCUUGCUAUGAGUCGCCGUUGGACUCUGAACUCAUUUAUGUGAAAUUUUUGCCUGAAUAUGAUGAUAUUUUGAUAGUAUUGGUGGUAUUACAGGGCAAAAUAUCACCCAUAUUGAUAUUUUCUAAAUACCCCCGAAUCGCUCCCCCCUCUCUCUCCCCCCUCCCUCUCCUCCUAUUAGGAGGAGGGUGUAAAACAUCUAAUAUUUUCUUGUAUUUAACAGAAACUUACAAAAACUGCUGUAAUAUCAAUAUUCUCAUUCAAAUUUAAGAAAUUUAUUCACAAAUUGUGAUGAAUUAUACUCAAAACUAAAAACUUUGAUG